Molecule: messenger RNA, 1681 nt
Organism: Mercenaria mercenaria
Lineage: Eukaryota; Metazoa; Mollusca; Bivalvia; Venerida; Veneridae
Exons: 2
Coding region: 97-1122 (341 amino acids)
Biological process (GO): adenylate cyclase-activating G protein-coupled receptor signaling pathway
Cellular component (GO): plasma membrane
Molecular function (GO): G protein-coupled receptor activity
Source: RefSeq, a predicted model, not a curated record
AACACUAUAUUUACCGUCCUGGUAACCGUAGAUGACACUGAGUAUAAAGUAACCUUUUUAAACAAGAUUUAGUGUUCAUAUUAAGAAAUAUUUGCUAUGUAUAACAAUUCAAGCAUAGACGACGGCGACAAAGCCGCAGAGAUGAAAAGUGGAUAUGACCUGCCGGUGUAUGGACUUGCUAAUGGAACAUUUUAUUAUAUUCAUAUUCCAGCGCUAAUUUGUAUUUUCAGCAGUCUUUGUUGUGUUAUUAUUGUUCUGACAUUGUCAUUUCGACACAGGAGCUACAGGACAUUUUUUUCCUGGACGAAGAGCGAGCGUUUCAUUGUAUAUCUUGCAAUCUGUGACGGUGGGUUUAAUAUAUUUCACAGCGUUGAUCAUCUCCAUUACGUCAUAGUCAAGGACCAUGUACACCCAAAGGAACUUUGUGAGUUUUACGGAUUCACUCUCGCUGAAUUUAUAACGGCACAAAAUUUGAUCGUGAAUAUAGUUGCUAUCAACGCUUUUAUGUUGAUGUAUUUCCAUAAAAAUCUUAACUUUGGCAAACGAGAUUGGAAAUUGUUGACCUGGACUUUCGGUGUACCGUUUGUAGGGGCAACAGCAGCCGCAAUCAGUGGGCAGUUUGGACCGGGUGGAUCUUUUUGUUACUUUGACGGCGUGAAAGGGGGGACGGCAUACAUAUUUUUCACAACGGUACCUCUGCUCAUUAUCAUUGUUAUGAAUAGCGUUAUGUACGUUCUCACUUGGAGACGUAUCAGACAAGAGACUUCAAGUCUAUGUGAGACGUACAAAAACGUCCACAUGGUCAACAAAUCAAAACGAGCAGCAAAGACAAUGACGAUGUUUGUCGUAGCCUUCUUUAUUCAGUGGUUUUCACUAGCAGUGUUUGGAGUGUGGGUUCUGAUCGAUCCGAACGUUCCACAACCUAUGAUUCAUAUCAUUACAAUAUUUUCCAACAUUGGUGGAUGUUUGAAUCUCUGUGUCUACAUCAUCAUGAGGCGAAGGUCCAGGGCUGACAAACAUGAAGAUAGCAAGGAGAAAAUAAUCGAUUCAAAUGAGCUGAAAAGCAAAUCUGACUCGGGGCAUGUGACAAAGUCAUCAGAAUUAAGUCAAAGUAACGUAUAACGGUACACAGCUACCAUUUUAUCAUAAAACACGCUGUUAACACACCUUUAUCUAUGCGAAUUCCCUUGCAAAGCGUAUUACGUCCCCAUAAGCAUAAUUCGAAACAGAAGACAACAACGUGAUCAAACAACGCUGACAUUCUCGGGUUUAGCAUGAACAUUUAUUGACGUUGUUGGAUAACAAAUUAUUAUUUUCCUUUUUUUACUGUCAUUUGACUAAAUGUCUGGGUUGUUAUUGUUUGUCUAACAUAUGUGCAUAUUUAUUUUGUGUUAACAUCAGCGGGAUUCAUCGGGAUACAUUAACACCCACCAAUUUCUUGCUAUUCUGCAGACGUUACAACUUAAAAGCAUGCGUUAUCUCAACAGACUUGUCUAAUUGCGAUAUUGACGAAAGAGGCUAGACAUAAUUACUAUUUUUAUUUUUGUUUUCUGUUUUGUAGCUGUUGAUUUUAUAAAUCCAUUUGACAAUUUUAAAAAUUGUAUUAACUAUCACAACAGCAGUCUUUAGGUGCCGUGUGACGGCGGUAAAACGUCUCCAAAUAAAAAUAUAUUUGCAUUCA